Molecule: messenger RNA, 2255 nt
Organism: Cebus imitator (Panamanian white-faced capuchin)
Lineage: Eukaryota; Metazoa; Chordata; Mammalia; Primates; Cebidae
Gene: DAZAP1
Product: DAZ associated protein 1
Exons: 13
Coding region: 404-1504 (366 amino acids)
Cellular component (GO): cytoplasm
Molecular function (GO): RNA binding
Source: RefSeq, a predicted model, not a curated record
CGCGGCGGCGCGGGGACGCGCGGUGACCGUUGGCGCCGAGGGGAGGAGGCAGCCGCCGCCGCCGCCGCCGCCGUUGCGCAGAUCCGGGCCGCGGCUGUGGGGAGGGCGACGGAGCUGGUGACCUUCCGGAGGCGGGAGCGAGCGAGGAGGCCCGGGAGCGCCGAGCGCCGCCGCCGCCGCCAUGAACAACUCGGGCGCCGACGAGAUCGGGGAAAGUAGGCAGGACUAGAGAGCCACCGAUAGAACCAUCUCUUCCCUGCUUCCUGGGUUUGGGGGAAGCUUGAAUGACAUCUAAGGCCCUGUGCCUCGGAAGCUCUUCGUGGGCGGUCUGGACUGGAGCACGACCCAAGAGACUCUGCGCAGCUACUUUUCCCAAUAUGGAGAAGUCGUAGACUGUGUUAUCAUGAAAGAUAAAACCACCAACCAGUCUCGAGGGUUUGGGUUUGUCAAAUUUAAAGACCCAAACUGUGUGGGGACAGUGCUGGCCAGCAGACCGCACACGCUAGACGGCCGAAACAUCGACCCCAAGCCAUGCACACCCCGAGGGAUGCAGCCAGAGAGAACGCGGCCGAAGGAAGGAUGGCAGAAAGGACCCAGGAGCGAUAACAGUAAAUCAAAUAAGAUAUUUGUCGGUGGAAUUCCUCACAAUUGUGGUGAGACAGAGCUCAGGGAAUACUUCAAGAAGUUCGGAGUGGUCACGGAGGUAGUCAUGAUCUAUGAUGCCGAGAAGCAGAGGCCCCGAGGUUUUGGAUUUAUUACUUUCGAGGACGAACAAUCAGUGGACCAGGCUGUCAACAUGCAUUUUCACGACAUCAUGGGCAAAAAAGUGGAAGUUAAACGGGCCGAGCCUCGGGACAGCAAGAGCCAGCCGCCGGGACAGCCAGGUGCCAGCCAGUGGGGGAGCCGCGUUGUUCCCAACGCUGCCAAUGGCUGGGCAGGCCAGCCCCCACCCACGUGGCAGCAAGGAUAUGGCCCGCAAGGAAUGUGGGUGCCGGCAGGACAGGCGAUUGGUGGCUACGGACCGCCCCCUGCGGGAAGAGGAGCCCCCCCGCCGCCCCCACCAUUCACCUCCUACAUCGUGUCCACCCCUCCUGGAGGCUUCCCCCCUCCCCAGGGCUUCCCUCAGGGCUAUGGUGCCCCGCCACAGUUCAGUUUUGGCUAUGGGCCUCCACCUCCACCACCGGAUCAGUUUGCCCCUCCGGGGGUUCCUCCUCCACCGGCCACUCCCGGGGCAGCGCCUCUGGCCUUCCCUCCGCCCCCGUCUCAGGCCGCCCCGGAUAUGAGCAAGCCCCCGACAGCUCAGCCAGACUUCCCCUACGGUCAGUAUGCAGGUUACGGGCAGGACUUGAGUGGCUUUGGACAGGGCUUCUCGGACCCCAGCCAGCAGCCCCCCUCCUACGGGGGCCCCUCCGUGCCAGGGUCAGGGGGCCCCCCCGCCGGCGGCAGCGGCUUUGGACGAGGGCAGAACCACAACGUGCAAGGGUUCCACCCCUACCGACGCUAGCUGCGGCAGCGACGUCUGCACGGCCCAGACCCGGAUUCCAAACUUGUGAACUCGUGACAAUCACAAACGUGGCGGCAAAGUAGCGACUCAACCUUGGGGGGCGGGGGGAGGGCGAGAGGCUUUUGGAGCGGCUGUGGGUGUCGUCUGGACUGAAGUUUUUAAAUAUUUCUUUCUCUAACCCAUCAGCACAAUAAAAAAAAGUCACUGGUUCAACAACAGGGUUAAAAAAAAGUCUUCAGCUUUAAUUCAAAACUUCAGGUUUCUUUUUCUUCCUUUUCUUUGGAAAUUAUUUUCCUGAGCCUUUUGUUUUACGGUAUAUUGUAAACUUUUAUGUUAAAGAAAAAAUAUACAUUUACAAAUUGUGAGAUUUUUAAGAGAAAUUUUCUACGAUGUAUACUGGCUUAUUUUUUAAUUUAAAACAGGGUUUCCGUCGGCACUGGUCGAGGGGUGCGUUUCUAGUCCCCUUGCUUUGGGGGUUGGGACUCCUUGGUCCAGAAACUCUGGGAGCUUCAAGAAGAAAUCUACUGAGUGUGUUUCUGUUUUUUGUUUAAUUCCUUGCUUUCGUCGACUGACCUGCUUGGUAGUGUCUGAGGUGCACUUUGGGGCUGUGCACAGCCAGCCGCGUGGACACUGGCGGUCUGGAUCCCACGGCCGAGUAGGAGGCCAUCUCCCCAGGCACGUGCUUCAGGGUGUUUCCCAUUGACCAGUUUGACCCUGGUUUGAAUAAAAAGAAGUGCGUUUGGAUUAGAAA